Hydatigera taeniaeformis is the source of this 2565-nucleotide messenger RNA. NCBI's taxonomy places the organism in Eukaryota, Metazoa, Platyhelminthes, Cestoda, Cyclophyllidea, Taeniidae. The record is from the annotation of a GenBank genome assembly.
AUGGAACACGAACGUGAACGCCUGCUGGCCUUCCAGACUUGGGAUUCGUGGGUAUCGGACCUCUUGGCGAUCUCCGCUAUUGGUUAUCCGCUAAGUGGGCAAAACACUCCACCACCCUUUCACACUGAAACUUUUGACAACGAAAAAAUGGCUCCUCUCUUAGUCUCAGAAACUCAGAAUAAUAGUGCCAAGCGUAUCAAGAGGUUGUUCAAACCACCUGCUGUCAAAGCAAGUAGAUCUCGUCCAUCUUCAAAGAUUGCCAAAAGAAUUCGCUCUAGUUCACGCUCGCGAUCCCGCAAAGGGUGCGGUAAGAUGCUGUUAACUAUCCAUCGCAUCACUCUCGAUUUGGAAGCCGAUACGGCAUCAAGCUCAGAAUGGAACAACUGCCAUGCCAGUGAUGCAGACUCUGACACAGAUUCUAUAGCAUAUUUGCACAUAUCGGAGUUGCGAUCAGAAACGGAUGAAACUUUGCCUCGACCUCAUGUCAGUCCACCGAUUCCACCAAACAAGUUGGAGAAGAAACACACUUCCCAGGUGCUGCCAACUAGUUCAAAGUUGGCUAAAAAGGAGUCAACCAAAGAAGUCCUGGAGGUAAGAGAGAGCGCAGACAGGCAAGGAAAGGUGGAGGAGACCGAAAAUUUAACAAACAAGGGAUCAUCAUAUGAAGCUAAGGUGGAGAAUAGUGAGAAGAAAAAUGGAAAGGAGGAGGGUAGAAAAGAGGAGGCAAAGGAUGAGGUAGAGGAAACCAAACUCAACUUGAAGAGAAGUGCAAAAGUGCUUUUCUCCCUCAAUACUCAACCAAGCGCUGAAAAAACAGAAGAAUUGAUCAGUCAAGGGUUGCAUGAGCUUACUACGUUGGGCACAGAAGACUACGGGAUUCGAAGAAAUGCUGAACUCACUCCGCGACUGUCUGAAAGAGAUGAAAAUGACUUACCAGCUCAGGCUUUCCCCCACUUAGCCAGGCGGUGGGCCCACCAAGGAAGCAUUGAAAAUCCGAACCGAUUUUUUGACUUUUUAGUGGGAGACCGCAACAGUCUGCAAGAGCCACAAAGUACACUUGAUUUGGUGGGAGAUGAAGAAUUUUUUGAGGUCAGUGAGGUAAAGCCUGGUUUCAGUGAGGCUCAAUCUGAGUGGGAAACGAUAGUCCAGGAAAGCAUGACAGAAAGGCCACUGAAUGAGUUUACCACACGUACGGUUAAGCAUAGAUCCAAAAAGGCAAACGCCAACCGAAAUAACAACGCAGUUAGCGGAAAGGGAGACGUAAAAUCAAAGUCAAAGGGAGGAACGAAGGCAACUCGACAAAUAUCAACUCCAUUUUUGGUAACGAAGAAUAGACGUGAACCAACCUAUCCCCACCAAAGUGCCCCACAUCUCCAAAGGCCCAAAAUGACUUCAGAGUACAUGGAUGAUGCCAUCAGUUCACCCCGGCGCUCAGCUGCAGGUACUAAAAUCCCGGACUCUCCAGAGUCUUAUUGGUCAUCUUCUACGUGGUUUGAACCCUCCGCUCCCUUCUCUUGUGCAAUUCACUGCCAUCAAACCCCGAGGUCUGUCGAGUCUGUUCGAGGUAAGUCACUUUCACAGCAUACAUUGAAGGUCGUCGGUUCGAAGUUGUCCAAAAUGAAACGAAGACUCCCUCGACGCGCUUCAAGCUUCAAAGAGCAGUUGGAGGAUUACAAUAAGAAAGGGUUGCCUCAUAGAGUGGAAGACCUGUUAUCUCAAAUUGUCGAUAAAUACGCUAUGGAUAUACGGGAGUACGUGCAAUAUCUGCAAGUAUUAAGAGGCAAGAACAACGCUAACAGAAGUUGGAAGUCGUCAGCUGAACAGAAUAAUUGGGGCCAGUGGACGCAGAAAGAGGCAAGAGAGUUUGAGGAGUUCGUGUGUUUCAUCAGCAUUGAUACGGCGGACAUUGACGACAUUGUCCUCCCCUUUCGAGUCAGUAUCUCGAGGCAUAAGCUUCUUACUCGGGCCUUCAAACUCUGCCACCAAAGUUCGCUAAUGUCGAAUGGUAAUUUCGUCGAUUACAAAGAUAAUUGGGCAAACGCUCCUCACGCCCCGUUCGUAUGUCACUUACCGCCAGAUCAUCCAAUUCGUUCCAUGCUCAGGAGCUCAAGUGGAUCUCAGGAUCGACGCAUCUUCGCCAUUGAGAACGAUAUUAGCGGGAGAAUACUUCUUGCCGAGGAUAAAGUCAUUUUCGUGCGUGGAUUGCCCUGUUUUCAGGUUCACAUUCUAGCUCCAACUGCUGCUGCAAUUGGCUUAGCGCUAAUGCAAAUGGAGCAGCGUCUGCCCUCACUUUACGCCAAACUGGUAAUCACCGAACGCUUGCCCACGAUUCAUUCACAAAGGGGAGAUAAAUCAGUUCAUGCUCCUACAAUGGGAAAUUUUACAACUCGUUUUAACUAUUCACCACAUUUGGCCCCAAGAAUCACUGUGACUCAUGUGCCAUUAAGCGCGACUCCGGAGGAUCGGAGAGACUUCGCCUCCUAUCAUGUCAAUGAGGAUGAUCCCGAGUUGGAGCACAUUAAGAUGAGCCAAAAAUUUGUCGACAAACUCUGUACAUACCGAUGA